Molecule: messenger RNA, 1219 nt
Organism: Contarinia nasturtii (swede midge)
Lineage: Eukaryota; Metazoa; Arthropoda; Insecta; Diptera; Cecidomyiidae
Product: putative ankyrin repeat protein RF_0381
Exons: 11
Coding region: 156-1040 (294 amino acids)
Biological process (GO): positive regulation of transcription by RNA polymerase II
Cellular component (GO): nucleus
Molecular function (GO): transcription cis-regulatory region binding; protein binding
Source: RefSeq, a predicted model, not a curated record
AACGCAACAAGUAAUCAUUCUAUUUGGAAGAUACUUUCGGUAAUUUCACAUUUCGAUUGCCGCUUUCAUUAUAAGAAUAGUGUUGCUAUUAAAUUUAUUGGAUUAACUUGUUAAUAAAUCCUUGAGGGAGGGAGUGUUUAAUUCAACCAAAUAAGAUGAUGAAAUUUUUAUUUGUGAUUGUUUUUCUCGUCGGUGCGAGUGUACAAGACAAUAUUAACCGUACUGAUGACAGUGAUUAUAUUUACAAGGCCAUUAAAUCAGGCAGAGUAGAUGUAGUCACAUUUCUAAUCGAUAAUGGUGCAAAUGUGAAUGAAUUUGAUGAAACAAAUUCUGGAAUAACACCACUCCAAUUGGCUGUUGCUAAAGGUCAAACGGAGAUAUUCAAAAUUCUCAUCGAAAAAGGAGCUGAUGUGAAUUAUUUAAACAGGAAAAAUAUAACUCUACUUCAUAUAGCAACAAUAUUCGAUAAUUUGGAAAUAUGCAAAAUCUUAAUCGCAAAUGGAAUAAACGUGAAUGCUAUAGACUACGAACAUUUAACACCACUCCAUAAUGCCGCUAUCUACGGUUCAAAUGACACGGUUGAUUAUUUAAUUGCAAACGGAGCAAAUAUAACUGCCGAUGCUGAAGUAAUGUUCACACCUUUACAUGUGGCUGCCAUGGGUGGCAAUUUGAACACUUGUAAAAGUCUAAUUGCACAUGGAGCGGACGUUAAUGCAAAAACCAAAUUUAAUUUUACAUCUUUACAUUACGCAGCCUUUCUUGGUACAAAGGAAUUAGCUGAAUAUCUUAUUACAGAAGGAGCUAAUGUCAAUGCUACAGGUAGAGAUGGAGAGAGGUUCGUGUACACGCCUCUACAUACUGCUUACUUAUAUGGAAAUGAAGAAGUACGAGAGGUCUUGAUUGAUAGUGGAGCAGAUCAAAAUGCAAAAGACGAAAAUAAUAAAAUACCAAGUGAAAUGGAUACUGAGAAAGGAAAAAAGGAGAAACUCCAAAUUAUUGCCCAAAUGAAUUCGAAGAAGAGAAUGUUCGAAAGCUUAUAGUAGAUGCAACGAAGUACUUAUUGAUUGAUCAUAUCGCUAAUGUGAACGAAUGCUAAAAAGAUGAUAAGAUACCGAGUGAAAUAACUACUAUUAGUGCUUCAUUUAAUUUAAAAAAAGCCGUUUUGCAAUUGAAAAUUGUUUAAUUUCAUUUAGAGAUAAAGGUCCGAUUUACCACUAAA